This is a messenger RNA of Cuculus canorus (common cuckoo), 953 nucleotides long. Its product is annotated as E3 ubiquitin-protein ligase Topors-like. The transcript has 5 exons. The record is from RefSeq and is a predicted model, not a curated record. Lineage: Eukaryota; Metazoa; Chordata; Aves; Cuculiformes; Cuculidae. Gene Ontology annotation, molecular function: ubiquitin protein ligase activity. The coding region runs from base 178 to 903 and encodes 241 amino acids. Gene Ontology annotation, biological process: protein polyubiquitination; protein monoubiquitination.
GAGCGGGCAGAGGAGGGGCUACAACGCAGAGAAAACCAGGGCAAGGCAAGCAGCCAGCUAGAGUCCAAGUGGAGAGAAAUGCUGAAGCCUGGUUAAUAAGGAAGAGGUUCCACUGCUGAAACAGAUGAGAAGGAGAAGAAGGGGCUCUAAGACCUGAAGGAAGGGCUCUGUCUGGAGAUGGAGGUCAGAGAGAAGUUGAUGGGAGUACCCAUCAAGAGCCCCUGCAGGAUCCUCACCUGCAGGACAGCGAGAGGGAAAAGCAAUGUGUCGGUGCCCUCCAUGCCAACAGUAUUCAGGGAUCAGCUGAGGCUCUGCAAAAUGCCUUUAUCCUUGCGCCAUAUUAUGGGCUGUGCGGUACCUGCAGCGGUGGGACUUCUUGGCUGCUGGUGGAUCUACUCCCGCAGAAAGAGGCGUAGAGUCUGUCCUGACCAAAGAGCAACAGGCCCCAGGACAGAGCAGCAGGAGGAAGUUGCAGGGGAGGAAUCAUCACCCAGACCAGCAGCAGGGGUUCCUCGAAGGCUGCCUCGUCUGUUGGAAGAGGAAAGGCCAGAGAAUGAAAACGCUGGAGGAUUUUCCGCGCCCUGCCAGCCUCAGGCAGCCGUGGCACCCAGGGGCUUGCAGCUCGCAGCAGCAGAGGACCCAGCGUCGGGCACCGAGGGAGCCAGCGCGGAGAGAAGCUCUGCUGCGAGGGAUGGCGGCAGGAGCCAGCGGCCCCAGGCAGGGCCGGUGGAGGCAGCAGAAGGCUCCCAGUGCCCCAUCUGCCUGCAAGGUGUUACAAAUGCCUCCUACGUGGCCUACUGCCUGCACAGCUUCUGCUUUGGGUGCAUCCAGCGUUGGGCCACGAUGAGCAAGACCUGCCCCGUCUGCCGGCAGCCGUUGGAGCGCCUGCUGAUCUCAGUGUGAGCAGAUGACGAGUAUGAGGAGCUCGUCCUUAGCCCUCCCAAUCACGUGUG